Tinamus guttatus (white-throated tinamou) is the source of this 663-nucleotide messenger RNA. RefSeq names its product cilia and flagella associated protein 107 (gene CFAP107). The record is from RefSeq and is a predicted model, not a curated record. Gene Ontology annotation, cellular component: axonemal microtubule. NCBI's taxonomy places the organism in Eukaryota, Metazoa, Chordata, Aves, Tinamiformes, Tinamidae. Gene Ontology annotation, biological process: flagellated sperm motility.
AUGAGUGCAUCGGAAAUAGAUGGACAGGACUGGUCGAAGAUUGAACCCAAAUACUCCACAAAAGUUCUGAUUGGAAAUUGGCUGGAGGAGAGGAAAAGGUUUAUAAAAGUCAGUGAGAAACCCGGCAACAGCACGUACAGAAAAGACUUCAUUUGCUUCCUGGAUCACAAACCAGACCAAACAUCAAGGAGAACCUUUAUGAAGAGAGUCAUGGGCCUCCCAAAGCAGCAUUUCUUCACACAUCACAAGGAGCCAAGCAACCGAAAUUUAGUAUCAGAUUACGAUGACAGCUACAACAGACACGGUCACAACAUCCUGCUGCCUCCCCUUCGCAGAUGGAACGGACACAGCUUGGCCUGGAUUCCUGAGAAAUCAGAUUUCCCCAUUCUCGAACCACCCACCAACUAUGGCCUUCUUGAGCAGCUAAUGAAAAAAUGGCACAAGAAAGAAGCUGGAGUGAUGAACAGCAUCUACACUGUUUCCUAUGAAAAAAUGCCUAUUUCUGCUUUUGCUACUCGUCAACUUAGACGACCAGCUAUAACUGGUGGCUUUUCUUCCAGCCAGGGACAUAUUCCCCAUAAUGUUAGGACAAUACUAGACUAUGAUGGGGCUCAAAAAUAUCUGAAAGCUCUAGGCCAGCUGGCCAGAAAGGCAACAAAUUGA